UGGAAAGCAUGCGAUAGUAAAACCAAUGCUUCUGCAGGCACACUCAAUGGCGCAACUCAACUACCCAAUGCCAUGCUGCCAGAAUGCUUGGAUGGAGCAGCAGCCAUGCUGUUACGAUCCAUCUCAUGGCAGCAAUAUGAGUCUCAACAUGAUGCCUGGUGGCUAUCCGGCAAACCCCAUGUGGAUGGGCACUUGGCAUGGACCACCACCUGGCAUGUACCCAUAUGGGCUGCCACCACCACAUUCUCGCGGCUGUUCCCAUUCGCGGCCAGCUUCACCCACCCAAAGCGUGAAGUCCAGAAAAUCAACGCUAAGCAAGAAAUCGCGAAGAAAGUAUCGGGACGAGACCUCAGAUGAGGAUUCGAAUGAAAUCGACGACAGACGCUCAGUCUUCAGCCACUCUGAUAACCGGAGCGAAAGGAGGUCGCAUGGAGGCCGAUUUUCAGCUCGAGAUCGCGCCUUAAGAGAGACCGCGUCUCUGCCCAAAGAGUCGUCGAGGAGGGCGAUGAGCAGCAAAAACAGCGACCGAGCAGAGAAAACUUCGAUCGCUCGCAGUAGAGUGAGCAUCGCGGAGAGCUCAAGUGGGGAAACUGAUGAUGAACAGAGUGAUGACAGCUUGCACAGAGCGGACCUUCUAGAGGAAGAUGAAGACCGAGCUCUAGUCAAUCCGGUUGAAGUGCCGGAUUCAAGCUGGAGCUGUGAGCAUUGCACUUUUGUCAAUGAUCCUGGCACUAGAGUGUGUUCGGUUUGCUGCAAAACACCCACAUGCAAAGUUAAGCAGAUCAACAGCGAACCAUCGGCAAAAAAGCCCAACUCUGAUAGUCCCGUAUCAUCGAAAAAACCACCUGUGGGGCGGAUUGUUAAUAUAAAAGCCAAAGAAAAGGACAACAGCAAGUUUAAUAAAGUGUUGCAAAGCCCAAGCUCUGAUGAUUACAGUGCGAAUAGCGCCAAAGAUUACAGCGAAACGGAGUCAAUGCAAACCCGACUGGAAAAGCUUAACAUCAAAAGUACAGAGCCUGAGAAAAAGAUUCCAGAUGCGAAAUCUAAAGAAAAAGGCAUUAGUGAAAAGACUGAUAAAUAUGAAGACUUAGAUAAUAGUGAUUUAAGCAUCGGUAAUAAUCAAGAGGCGACUGCGAAAGUAUCCACAGCCUGCGGUGCUUCGCCCCCUAGAGAUAUCCAGAUUGAAAGCACCGAGGAAGCUCACAAUGAGAAAACUUUUUCCACUGCCAGUACAGGGACUUCGCCGCCACCUCAAAGUAUCUCCACUCAGACCUACGAGGAGAUACAUCCGAAUGGAUCCCAAAGCUCUUUAUCAAGGAGUCCAAGGCCGCAACGAGCCAGAUCGAUGAGCAAAAGCGGCAGAAAACAGGAACUGAAUCGAUCCCAUUCAAUGCACGCAAGUUCUUCGAGAAAAGGUUCAGAGUGGUCGUUGCAGCGAUCGUCAAGUCGUCAAAGUUUUACUACGGACUCACAAGUAAGUUUCGGUUUCAAGUGCUUGAAAUGGAGGAAAAAAAUUCAUCACAUAUAA
This is a messenger RNA of Dendroctonus ponderosae (mountain pine beetle), 1528 nucleotides long. RefSeq names its product E3 ubiquitin-protein ligase lubel-like. The record is from RefSeq and is a predicted model, not a curated record. Lineage: Eukaryota; Metazoa; Arthropoda; Insecta; Coleoptera; Curculionidae. Gene Ontology annotation, cellular component: LUBAC complex. Gene Ontology annotation, biological process: protein linear polyubiquitination. Gene Ontology annotation, molecular function: linear polyubiquitin binding; ubiquitin protein ligase activity; K63-linked polyubiquitin modification-dependent protein binding. Bases 26 to 1528 code for a protein of 500 amino acids. The transcript is spliced from 4 exons.